AUGAAUGAAACAGCUUAUUUACACAACAAUAGUAUCAUCAGUGAUCAUAUCAUCAGUGAUCAUCCAACACUAAAUGAACCCAAUCAAGAGCAGCAACCUUUAACCGGUAAAAGCCUUGCUCCUUUCAAGAGACGUUGUUUUUCCGACCUUGGAUUAGGAUUGUUUAAAUGUUACCCAAAUGACCAGGAUGACCGUGAUGGUGAUGAAGGUAAUGCCAGCCACUGUUAUGGACCAAGAUUUGGAUUAAAGGAAAAAACUGCUCUAAUAUUGCCUCUACUGAUUGGUGUUGAUAAAGUGUCGACUCUUACGGAACCCUUUUUGUUGACUACUGAAGAUAUUGCUCGUCGUUCAAUCCAACCACCAACAAUGUCUAGAUCUUCACAUCGAGAUCGAAGUCAGCGUAAAACUUUACCCGUGAUUGGCAAGAAAAUUGGUGAUCUCGAGAGCUAUGUUAAACCCAUUAAAGGAUCUUCUUCUUUAAAUGCUCCGAUUGACAGUUUUUCUCGUCCACCAUCUUAUGAAUCUGAAUCUUGGGCUGUCCCGGUUCAAACCAUGACUCAAUCAGAUUCAGAUGAUCAACAAGACUCUAGUGAAAGUGAAAGUUCAAAGGUUGACUUUGGUACAGUUCAUCAUUCACUGGCAAAAGAAAAGGUUGAACCAACGGAUAAAAGUUCAGCAAUGGAAACAAUGGAAUAUAAAUUUCAACAAACUCGAAGGAAACGUCAACAGGUUAAAAAGUCGAGCCGGUUAACACCAAUAGCCACAGGUCUAAGUGGCUCCAAGGAUUCCGAGAGAGCCAAAUCAGUGGACAAAGAGACUGGACAAGUUAUUCCAAGUAAUCCAGUUUUACACUCUUCACCUGGACCUGUUCACUUACGUCAACCAGCACAACCGUCUUUACCCGAACCAAGUAACAACAGUAAAUCAACUUACGAACCUUAUACAAAUUUGGCUUCAACAAGACACAAGUUGACCCGUUUGGGUUCCCGGUCAAGUCCAGGUUCUCAAGUACUUGGUUCAAGCCAGUUUUCCGAUGAAGAUGAUGUUGCAAGUUCAACCCGUGAACCUGAUGAGGAUGCCAAUGAUUCUGGGUUUGAAUUUUCAGAAACCCUGGCUGGUGGUGCUUCAAGUGUCUCGGCUUCAUCGUCUUCAUCGCGCACCCGACCAGUCAAUGUGAACCCUCGAUGGAGGGAAAAACUUCUCUCUAUUCAAUCGGAUGUUUCUUCAACCAGUGACUUGUUGUUGGCUCGAUUGACUCCAUCAACUGCAGAGCCUUCAAGGAUUACCACACCGAGUUCAAGUCUUGCUCUAUCUCGUGGUAGUCUGGCAAGUUCAAUUAGACCCACUUCAUCUGAACUGGAAUCGGGUUGGGGAAGUCAAGAGUUGAUUGAAUCAUCUUCAACCGAUGAUCGGUCUUACCCUAACCCACUUCAAGAAAAGGAAUCCUUUGAAUCUGAUUGUGAGGUUGAUCUGGUUGAACCUAGGCAAAGCUUGGAAAAUGUGCUUCUUGGAAUUGACGAGAAUCGAAAUAUAAUUCGCUUUGAAGAUAUUCAAGAAGCUGAUCUGGAAAUUGAACCAAGUUCACUGGUUUCAUCUUCAGAUUUACAUUCACCUGAACCUGAAAGAUCAACAGCUCGUCCGGAUAAACAUUCAUUAACCAAUUUAGUGAACGUUAAACUAAGUGAUGCUACAAAAUCAAAGGUUGAUCAAGGUGGUAAUGUUGAUAUUGAUAGAUCCAAUAAUGAGGAUGAUGAUGAUGAUGAUGAAAAAGGGGGUUUAUUUAUUAAUGAGAAGUAUGUUGUUCACUGCAGACGAUCAAAGGAUCGUGAUUUAAAGCCAGCUGAGUCAAUUGAUGAAGGUAAAAUAAAAGUCUCAAAGGUUGAUGAAAGCCAAUCAAAGGAGAUUUCAGGCGAUAUUAAUUUAUCAGAUAGUCAAGGUUGUACCAGCGGUAAUCCAAAGAUCAAUUGGUAUGCUCGAUCAGUAAAUGAGAAUGUAAAUGUUCGUGGUUUAUCAACACGAAUAAAUAAAAAGGAGGAGAAACCUGGUCAAGAGAAAGAUAAGGAAAAAGAUGAUUUUGUUAAGCGAAUUAGUGGAACUAAGGAUCAAUUUAGUGAUGAUGAUAAUGAUGAUGGUAAGGAUGAUGAUGAUGAUGAUGAAGGUGGAAUUGAUCAGGCAUACCUGAAAUCUCCUUCAAAAUCCGUUGCGGUGUCAACAGUAAAUUUAUCUGAUUGUACACCUGCAGGUUUACCUGAAUAUUCAUCAAUGAAUUCUGAGCAAGCAGACAGUAAACUUUUGUCUUCAACUGGGAGUAACAAUGCAAAUACCAACAAAAAUAGUUCUAGUACAACGGCAACAACAACAACAACAACAGUAACAGCAACAUCAAGCUCGGCCAACAAUAGGCAAACAUCAACCUUGAGACCAAGGAGAGGAAGGAGUGGAGGUGGGGAAAGGCGAAGCUCAUCUGAUCCUUUUGGAUGUAACCAAACUUCCCAGUCACUGAGUAAAACUGUUACAGACCACUUGAAAUCACGAGGAAGUAUAACGGUUCCUUAUAGUGGUAUAACCAUCUCAAGAGGUUUAGCAUCGGGUUAUUUGAGGCCCUCAGUGGUUAACCUUUAUGGUGAUUAUGAGCCAGAGGAGGGAUUAAGAGGUUUAGUCAAGAGGAGUGAGGUCAACAGUAAUGAAGAUUCAAUUUGUACCGUGAAAUCGUUUAAGGAUAAUUGUAGUACUGGAUCUAAGUCAACCAAGUGCCAACAACCUAAAUCACAAUCAUCGUCAUCUUCAUCAUUAUCAUCGUCUUCGUUAAUUCCUACACCAUCUUUAAUUUCAUCAACUACUGUGACUACUUCAUCUGCAUCAACUUCAACUACAACCUCAACCACAACCACUGUCUCAACCAUGCGCCUCUCUCGACCUAAACUUGAUCCGGAUCAGUUGAUGAGUGCUCUUCUACCUCAUCGAAAAGAAGUGCCCAGUUCAUCGACAACUACUCCGCCUCCACCGCCUCCACCUCCACCACCACCACCACUGCCAACGGUUAGGUCAAUUGGUUUACCAAGUAUUACCAUGUUUCCCGUUUCACGGAAAACCCAGACUCGAGAAUUGUUUUCUCCUGAAGUUCGCUCCAUUGGAUUACAGCGAGAUUUGAGUGUGGCUCUUCAAGCCAUUGGUAUCAAUACUGAUAUUGACAUGGAUUUGAUGAAUCGCAUUCUGGAUAAAAUAUUGGCUCCAAAAGCAUCCAUAGCUAUUCAAACAGAUGAUAUGGUGAAACCAGUUAAAGUGCGUAAAUGUCGUGAUGCUUCGGUUGGAACGGAAAAAUUUUCCCGUGAACGAUUCUCUGCUCUGCCUGAGACACGAUCAAAAUAUACACAAACGGAAUCAUCUUGGCUUAGAUCCAAGACGAAAGCCGUCUCUACUGAAGAUGAUUCACCGUUGCCAGUUACACUUCAGCCUAGUUCACCAGGGGAUACUCGUCGGUCUCGAGGUAUUGUACGAAUUGUUCGUGAUCGACCGUACAAAUUGAGCUGCGAAGAUAUUCAAACUGAUUUAUCCGAUCACCAUGAAGUUCAAGUUGGUGUAAGUAAAUUUACUUCAAUUGACUCUGAUUAUUCUGGUAAAACAAAGACUGGAACUGAUGAAUCAGGUGAUGCUACUCAACAGCAGAUUUGGUAUCAACCUUGUGUUCAACAAAAGCAACAACAAUCAACUCAAGUUUCUAGGCCAAGGUCGCCACAGCAUUCAAUUAAGGCAUCAACUAAAACAGCUUCCAGCCAAACAAUGAACACAAUCUCAUCUAACACAAUCCAACGACCAACAAAAAUAACAGCAACUGCCGAUCGAAAUAAACAAAUUCAAACAGAUCCACCAAUAGCAUCACAGCCAACUACCAUUGAGAUACCGUAUUCAGGUACAGAGACUCGGCCUGUAUCUCGAGCCACAUCAAUCACCACGGAUGGCAAUUACUCUGAUUGUUCAUCCAAACAAUCGACUCAAGAAACCCAAUACAACAAGGAAUCCAAUUAUCUUCCUUCACAAGCUCAGUUAGAGCGUUCGCUCAAUCAAAAUGAUCGUAUGCCAACCUUCAACUCGGCACUUAUGGAACCAGAAGUUGAAAGGACGAAUCAAAUUAAACCAAGGACUCCAUCGCCAUCACAUCGACAACAGACGCGAUUCAAUGCACAAUCAUCAAUACCUUCUUAUAGUCCCAACCUUUCUCCUCAACAUUAUCAACAGCACCAAAUGCAUCCAAAUCAAGUUCCGAUGGUAUCUCAACCAAACGAUAACUUGCUUUAUAACCAACCAACUGCUAGACAAAACCAGCCUGGUCCAUCAAAAGAUCAGCUAAUUGGUGAAGCUAGGACCAAUAGAGAUGAUAAUAACAGGACAACCGAUAAUAAAGGAACAACUGAUUUAGUUCCUUGUUCACAGUCUGAACGUUUAAUGAAAAAUUUUGCUCAACAGCUGCAAACUCAUUCAAAAGUAAUUGUAUCCAUCAAUAAAGAGAGUCAACGUGAAGUUUCGGAAGUUUCCUCAAUCACAACAAUGGAUCGAGAUGGUAAACUAUCAAGGAAAACUCAAGUCUCAACUAGUCGAAAGAUUCCCGUAUUUACUGGUUUAAAUAGGGGCAAUCAUUUAGUUGGAGAGGUCGAUGAUGAUCAAGCAAGUCAAAGUACAGUUACACAGCCUGUAAUAACAUCACCAACAUUGUCCAAAGGAACCUUUCCUUCAACACCAGCUUCACCUUUAGGUAAAAAAUAUUUAGAAACCACAUUAAGCGAGUCAUCGACACGACCAUCAUCAGCCUUGGAUGCUCAUUACAUACAAUCUGUUUCAACUCAUGGAGGAUUGGAUCAAUAUCGAUCAACUUCAUCCAACCUAGAGUCAAACAAUUAUUACCAAAUGCGGUCAAUAAAUGAAACUGAUAUGGCAACUAGAAUACCUUCACCUGAAGGUCCGCUAUCAGUACACCCUUCAUCAUCAGCACCAAUAACAAGGUCCACAGCGGCUUCUAAAACUAGAAUAACCGAUCCAUUGCAUAUAGUUAUUAGUGAACCUGGUCAAGGAGAUGACAUUUCACUUCCUUCACCUCCUGAAUCAUCAUCUUCAUCAUCACCUUCACCUCUUCAAAUUAGGUAUCCUUCGUCAUCAGCAAAAUUAACAGAAGCAGGUGAAACAACGGCUCAUAGUCAACAGUCACCAGUCCAGUUAGUUCAUGCUCAUAAUCCUAUUGUUAGUCGGCGAAAUGUUAAACCUGGUUUGGUUGGUAUAACCUGGGAAGAGGCAAGUAGCUCAACCAUUUGUAGCGAAAUGUCAACUGAGCCUUUUAAGGAUCCAAGCGGAACUUUACAUCGUCCCAAGGCAGUCUCGGUUUCCAGUGAGACUGUUAUUGCUAGCACGGGAAAGGAUACAAAAGUUGAAACUCGAUCCAGAGCCAGUCGAAAGUAUGCCAAUAAUGCUAUAAUGGAACCAGAUAUUAAAUCGGAAACUAUUUUAACCGAUUCUCCUCCUUAUCCAGUUGCUCCUUCAAAUCGAAAUGUUUAUCCUAAUCAAAAUCCACUCCAUCCUUGUACAUCAACAUCAUCACCAUCAUUACCAACCGUUCAAACUGCCAAACCAAUGGAUACUUUAAACAGUUCACCUUACCAACAAUACAGGAAUUCAGCAUCAGUUUCAUCGCCUCCACCACCUACUGGUCAUUCCAAUCCUCUUUCACCUCAACCUUCAUCUGAUAGGAAAAUGCAUGAACCUGAACGCCAUCGUCAAAGACACAAAUCUUCAAACCACGAAACGGGUAACUCAUCAUCUGUUGGAUUGAUUGAAGGAACACCGAGAAAAUUAAAUCAUCAUUCUUUGUCAACUACCAAUUUAUUCAACGAACCUAAUUCAAUUGUAAAUUCACAAAGAUCUGACAGGAUGAUGCAUUAUCCUCCAGCUCCACCUUCGUACACAACAUCACCCGAUCCUCGUGAUUCUCGGUCUAUUGGUUUGGGUUAUUUUCAACCAAGUUAUACGGAAACACAUCUGCCAACCUUUCGUGAUGACAUGAAUCUGCGUAAUUUGCGGCAAAUUGGUUUAUCCAAUUCAGAUUCUGUUGCUGCUAAAAGUCAAAUGUUGAUUAGUUCACCUCAGCCUUCAGUUGAUUCUGGUUUAAAGGUUGAUGGUUCAAGUGUUGAUGAAUUUGGGUUACGGAGUAACGUUGAGUCUCGUGAAUCAGUGGCACCUAAUGCUGAUUCACGACCGAUCUCUAGAGUUGCGCUACAAAACCCUGGAAUGGACUCUAAAAUGACUGGCCAAAGAACAUUGAAAGAGUCAAGAAGAGACGAAACGUCAAGAGUCUUAGCACAAUCUGCUCAAGCAACGAUUAUGCCGAAAGACUCGAAAGAGUAUGUAAACAAUCAAUCACAUCAACAACAAUAUCAAAAUCAACAACUAAGGCAACAGCCACAAGCAAAAUCACAAGGUGAAACUGAGAUCACGACCAGUAUAACUAAAACAACGAUUCCCGAAGAAACUGAACCAGACGGAAUUGGUGGUUUAAAGGUUAAAAGGCCUGCCAUGUCUCGUUUAGUACUUGAACAAAUGUUACAAUCAGGUGAUCGAAGUAAAGGUGUUUCAAUGGGAAACCAUAGCGGUGGUGACACAGGCAAAGGGAAUCAAAGUAAUCCUCCAAUUGGUGGUGAUGGUUGCACCAUUUCAUCAUCAGUAACCCUUGAGUCACCUUAUAGGUAUCAAAAUAAAAUGGCAUCGAUGAAAGAUUUAACCUAUUCACAGAGAAAAGCCAAUGAAAAUGAAAGAGAAGGCGAAAGGGAAGGUGAAGAGGAAUCAGUUAAAGGUGGAAAUGUAUCCAGAAUGAAAUCAGCCACAUCCAUGGAUUCAAUACCAAAGAAGAGAUCAAAAUCUUGUCAUAGUUACACAUUUGGCGGGUCAACACCAGGAAUUGGCUCCAAUGAAUCUAAUCGAGCUGGUGGCGGUGGUGGUGAAGUGGUAACAACAAGUAAAUUUGAGAGGCACAAAAGUCCACAAGAUGGUAGAGGACGUGAAGAGACUACUUGGGAAUACUCGAUGGAAUGUAACUGUGUAAAUGGUGUUAAUACGUCGCUUCGAACAAGCGUUAAACACAAGCGAACCUAUUUACCCUUUGCUUGUACUAUGUACGAAUCAUCUGUUUAAAUGAUGAACCACCUACUUGAACGGCUCAAAAUUACCAGUAAAUACUGUGAGGACUCAUUACCAUCAUCUUGAAAUCAUCAUUAUCUUCUUCUUCAUGGAUUUUAUACAUUAACAUACAUUCAAUUCUUGAACCUUUCCCAAAUUUUUUAUAAUCAAUUUCCAAUUUUUCAUUUUAUCCAUUGUUUUGUUUUAUUACAUUUUAAUAUUUCUAUCAAUCUUUAAUUCUUACUGUUUACACCUUUGUUUUCCUUGUUUAUUCCAUAUUUGAAAUUACAAACCUUUAUUUUGUUAUUAAUACCAUCAACAGUAUACGCUUUUGGUUGUAACAAUCAACUACAUAAAAAAUACUAACCAACUGUUUAAAUUAUAAUGGUGUUACUUGAAUAAACAAAAGUGAAAUCAUCAUCACUAUUAGUUCAACAUCAUGACAAAAGUCAGUAUUGAAUGUCUAUCAAA
Messenger RNA from Tetranychus urticae (two-spotted spider mite), 7629 nucleotides. NCBI's taxonomy places the organism in Eukaryota, Metazoa, Arthropoda, Arachnida, Trombidiformes, Tetranychidae. The record is from RefSeq and is a predicted model, not a curated record.